AUUGUGUAUUUUACUGGGCUGUCUAACAGGAUUAUCUGAAAGCCCUUGACGGAAGCGCCACAUUACCUAGUGCUUGGGGCUUCUUCUGCUCUGUCUGACCAAUUUUUUUAGCUCAAGAUUUUCUUCUCAGUUAAGACAUGAAGAUGUCUAACUGGAGACUAUCUGUGCUUUCCCCCCUGCUGUUUCUUUGUUUCUUCAGAGAGGGCGUCUGCAUUUGUGAUGGGACCACCUGGACCAAGGUCGGAUGGGAGAUUUUUCCUGACGAAGUGCUCUAUCUGAAAGUUAAGGCUUCCUCAUCCCACUGCCUACCUUACCCUCUGGACAAACUCUGCUGCAACUUUGCUAACCUGGACCUCGUCCAGAGUUCUUUACGCCUCUUGUACAUCUUAGUACAAGCUCUCUUCUUAAUCCUGUUUGUUUUAUCUGUGCAUUACCUGUGGAUGAAAUGGAUGAAACACCAAAGAAAGCUGAAAAAGCAAGCCUCUUUAGAGAAACACGGCGAUGACCUAGAGAGUGCAUCCAUCUAUGACAUUGAACAGAUCCUCUGCAGACUGCUGACCACAACAUCAAUGAUGACCAAGUUCCUGAAGCAGGUGUCCCAACAUUCUUCCUUUAAGAAAGUUAAGCAACACCAUAGAGUAAAGAGGAAGAAGAGUGAAGGGGGAGAGGAGUCAAAGAAUACUAAACCUAUGCCCAUGCAAUGUAGCUCAGUCAAGUUCAGAAGAGUACAAAAGAAAUCUAUUUCCAGGACUAUCUGAGGAUGAAAAGGUUUCUUUGGGAGCUGGUGUAGGUUUUUUUGCCAUGACCUUCACUGAAAAAACUUUCAGACAAGUCUGGAUUUCCAUUCAACUGAAAAAGAAUCCACACUUACUAGUGUGGCUCCCAGAAUAAAAUGAAAACACCUUAACCUGGCA
Messenger RNA from Peromyscus eremicus (cactus mouse), 914 nucleotides. RefSeq names its product testis expressed 50 (gene Tex50). The record is from RefSeq and is a predicted model, not a curated record. The transcript has 2 exons. The coding region runs from base 138 to 758 and encodes 206 amino acids. Lineage: Eukaryota; Metazoa; Chordata; Mammalia; Rodentia; Cricetidae.